Messenger RNA from Salvelinus sp. IW2-2015, 3312 nucleotides. The record is from RefSeq and is a predicted model, not a curated record. Lineage: Eukaryota; Metazoa; Chordata; Actinopteri; Salmoniformes; Salmonidae.
UGCACUUUUGCUAUGGUUGUGACACGAAAGACAUAGCUAGUCAAUGAGAAACUGUAAAAUCUGUUUAGGUUAUCAGUUCCACAUAAUUCAUAAAGUGUUUGAUAAAGUGUCAAACAAAUUACAAUUAAGAUAUAGUGAACAAAUGAGUUCAUUCUCCGUUAGGUCGUAGUUGAAAGGUCGCAGCUAGUUUAACAUGUCGGCGCCCACGAGCACAUCAUCUUGAAGGAGAUGUGGAGGUCCGCUUGUGGCCUCUCUGUGAGGGCAGCAGAGAGGGCAAUACACAGAAAAUGUUCACGUAGGCUCUAUUCUCACAAUGCGGCAAAACCUCCUCAAUCAACUCCCGCUCUCCGGACCCAGGCUGAGAAAGAGAGGCGGAGGAGAGAUAAGGAGAAGGCCAUACUGAGCYGUCAACACAAUAAUGUUGAAGAUCAAGGAAUGAAAUGGAGUGAGAAAGAGAGGAUUGCGUACAGAGUUUCAACACCUCCUGGGGAGAAGAAAGACACCACCGUGCCCUUCCCUUCGUCCUACAGUCCUGAGUAUGUGGAGAGCAGUUGGUACCAGUGGUGGGAGAAAGAAGGCUUCUUCACCCCAGAGAUCAAUGACAGACUGCCACAUGCUGUGAAUCACUCCUUCUCCAUGUGUAUCCCUCCGCCUAAUGUGACUGGCACGCUGCACCUCGGCCAUGCACUCACAGUGGCCAUAGAGGAUGCAUUGGUCCGCUGGAGGAGGAUGCAGGGCUACAAAGUUCUCUGGGUACCAGGCUGUGACCAUGCAGGCAUCGCUACACAGACAGUGGUGGAGAGGAGGUUGUUUAGGGAACGAGGGAAGCGAAGACAGGACCUCAGCAGGGAGGAGUUUCUAAAGGAGGUGUGGACGUGGAAGAAAGAGAAGGGGAGGAGAUCUAUCAACCAGCUGAGGGAACUUGGUGCGUCUCUGGACUGGAGCAGAGCCUGCUUCACCAUGGAUCCAGGCUUCAGCAGUGCUGUGAUCGAGGCCUUUGUAAGGCUGUGUGAUUCUGGUCUGAUCUAUCGCUCUGAGGGGCUGGUCAACUGGAGCUGUGCUCUGGAGUCUGCCAUCUCUGAUAUAGAGGCUAGUAUACUUCAGAUUAAUCCUGAGGACCCUCGAUAUCAGGCAGUUCAUGGUAAACAGUGCAGACACCCCUUCACUGACCGACUCUUACCCAUCAUCACUGACACUAUGGUGGACAUGGAGCUGGGUACAGGUGCUGUAAAGGUUACUCCAGCACACGACCACACUGACUUCCUGCUUUCCCAGCGGCACUCUCUUCCUCGCCUCACUGUGAUUGGAGGAGAUGGCACAAUGACCCCUCUCUGUGGCCAAUGGCUGGAGGGAGUGAAGCGUUUUGAUGCCAGAGAACAAGUGAUCGAUGCACUGACAGGAUAUGGGUUAGAUCAUAACAUGUCUUUACCUGUCUGCAGUCGCUCUGGGGAUGUCAUCGAACCUCUGUUGAAGAAGCAGUGGUUUGUGCGUUGUGGAGAGAUGGCCCAGAGAGCCAUACAGGCAGUAGAUGAGGGACAGUUAGAGAUCGUUCCUCACUUCUACACCAAAACAUGGAGUAGCUGGCUGUCCAACAUCAGUGAUUGGUGCAUUUCCAGGCAGCUUUGGUGGGGUCAUCAGAUUCCAGCCUAUCGAAUGACUCUCCCAGAUUCUACUGACACUCAGGAGGAGCUCUGGGUCUGGGGCCGGAGUGAGGAGGAGGCCAGAGAGCGGGCUGCUGGAAAAUAUGGAGUGACAGCUGACACCAUUACACUGACUCAGGACCCUGAUGUAUUGGACACCUGGUUCUCCUCAGGGCUCUUCCCCUUUGCCAUGUUGGGCUGGCCACAGCAGACAAGUGACCUGAGGCAAUUCUACCACACUAUCCUGGAAACAGGAAGUGACCUCAUCUUCUUCUGGGUGGCCAGGAUGGUGAUGCUUGGCACAGAACUGACUGGGCAGCUGCCCUUCAAACAGGUAGAUAACACCUCAGGUGAUCCUCCACCCUGUUUGUUCUCUCUCUCCUCACCCCCCCAGAGGCUCCAAGAGAAAGUGAAGGAGGGCAACCUUGACCCUCGUGAGAGCAUGGUUGCCAUGGAAGCGCAGAGGAAAGACUUCCCUAAGGGGAUCCCAGAGUGUGGUACUGACGCGCUCCGAUUCGCUCUCUGCUCUUACAAGGCCCAGGGUGAGGACAUCAGUCUGUCCGUGUCCCAGGUGCUGAGCUGUAGACACUUCUGUAACAAGAUGUGGCAGACAGUGAGAUUCACGCUGGGUGUACUGGAGGACAGAGGGGCUGAACUGGGAACAGUGGAACAGACCUCUCCUCUGAACAGUAUGGACCAGUGGGUUUGUUCUAGGCUCUAUAGCACUGUGCUCCAGUGUGAGCAGGGCUUUGAGAGAUAUGAACUCCACUCUGUUACUGCUGCCCUGCACUCCUUCUGGCUGCACAGCCUGUGUGACAUCUACCUGGCACACUGGCACUUCCCCCAGGAGGAAGCAGACUUCACUCUGGUCCAGGAAGUGGUGAGAGUAGCCAGGUCCCUCAGGGCCCAGUGUGGCAUGACCAAGGAAAAGCCUGACAUGUGGGCCGUGUGUUCGCCCAGCCAAGCCCAGAUCCUGCUCCACUUUGGCCCUGCUGUACGGACCCUGGGCCGAAUCACCAAGCUCCACCUCCACUGUCCUCAGGGGGCCGGCUCCCUGUCCUUCCCGUCGGCUCCGCCUCCCCCUAAAGGCAGUGCUGUGGGUGUGGUCGACCACUCCUGUCAGUUACACCUCAAUGUUCAGGGCGGUGUGAAUGUGGGCAAACUUAGUCUCCAGCUCUCCCAACGCAGAGAGAAGCUCCUCUCUAAACUGGAACAGUCCCUCUCUCGAACCCGUGUGCCAAACUACUUAGAGAAGGUUCCGGAGCGAGUGAGGGUAGAGACCGAGAACAAGAUAUCAGCCUUGGAGCAGGAGCUGAGGAACAUUGAGGAGCAGCUGUCAGCACUACAGGGACCUCCGAAACACAACUCUGGUCAAAAUUAGUGUACUAUGUAGGGUUUUUCACUAGUUCCCACAGUCAAAGUUAUUUUUAUUUUUUUAAAUGCACAUUUUUGUUUUCAUGAAUUUUUUACGAUAGCCAAUUUAUUUUAAGUUGGGGUUAGGCAUAAGGUUAGCAGUGUGGUUAGGUUUAAAAUCAGAUUUGAAGAAGAUACAUUUUAGAACUAGGCGGGGUUAACUAGUGAUGACCACUGUGAGGAAUAGGACCCUGGUCUAAAGUAGUGCACAACGUAGGGAAUAGGUCCCUGGUCUAAAGUAGUGCACAACGUAGGGAAU